Molecule: messenger RNA, 30567 nt
Organism: Plasmodium reichenowi
Lineage: Eukaryota; Apicomplexa; Aconoidasida; Haemosporida; Plasmodiidae
Product: RNA pseudouridylate synthase, putative
Exons: 1
Coding region: 1-30567 (10188 amino acids)
Biological process (GO): pseudouridine synthesis
Molecular function (GO): protein binding; pseudouridine synthase activity; RNA binding
Source: RefSeq, a predicted model, not a curated record
AUGGAUUGUAACUUUUUUGAAGAAGAUGGUUCAUCAAGUAUGAACCAAACAAAUGGAAUAUCAAAAGAAAAUGUAAGUGAGAAAGUUUAUUCAGAAGAUGAUAAAAAUACAUCUUGUUAUGUUAGCUAUUCAUCUCAUAGUGAUGAUAGUUAUUUAGAUGUUGAAUAUGAAAAUGUUCAUAAAUCUAGAGAUAUAGAAAAUCAUAUAAAUGAUAAUAAUAAAAAUAUGGAUAAUUAUAAUUUAGGUUAUUGUAACUUUAAUGAUGUUAUGAUAGAUAAAAAUAUUGAAUGUAUUAAUAAAAAAGAAUUGAAUUGUUUAAAAUUAAAAAAAAAUAUAUUAAAUCGAAGUGAAAAUUAUAAUAAUGAUAUAGUAUCAACAGAAUAUUCAGACAAUCAUACUUUAUAUAAAAAUUGUUCAGGUACUGAUGAUAAAAAUUAUAGUAAUAAUAACGAUGAUAAAAUUAGUAAUGAUAAUAAGUGUGAUAAAUUUGUUGAUGAUAUGGAUAAUAAUCCAAAUAAUCAUGUAUCUAAUAAUGGGGAUCCUAAAAAAUGUGAGAAUCUCUCACCUGAUAAUGAUACAUCUAAUUCUAUACAUAAGAAUAAUAAUACUAAUAUUAAUGAAAAAAAAAAUGGAGAGAAGAAAUUCAUAGAAGGUCAUUUUCUGAGUGUUAUUAAUAAAUUUAAAAGAAGUUUAAAAGAAAAUGUUAUUGGGAAAAAAAUAUGGAAUAAUAAUAAUUCGGAUAUUACUACUAUAGAGCCUCAUACGUUACAAAACGAGGACAACAUCACCGACAAUAAUAAGAAUAAUAAGAAAAGUGAUAAUAAUAAUGAUAAAAAGAAUGAUGAUGAUGAUAAUAAUAAUAAUAAUAAUAACAGCCACAAUAACAACAAUAAUAAUAAUAAUAAUCAUAUGUGUACUUCCAACAAUCAACAAAAUACAAUAAAUAAACAAAACAAUUUACCAAGUCAUACAAUAAAUGAUCAAAACGGUCGAACCAAAGUAACCCCUCAAAAUGUAAAUCAAAAAGAGAAGGAAAUAAAAAAUGAGUUCAUGAAAAACAAUAUGAAAAAUGUAGUGAAAGAAAAAAACAAUUUCAAGAGAGAAGAAAAAGAUAUAACAAAUUCUGAUGAUUAUGAUGAAAAUAGCACAGAUGAAAGUUGUUCUUAUAAUCCUAAUAUUACAAGUUCUGAAAAUUCCGAAGAAGAUUGUUAUGAACCUUCUUCAGAUGAUAAACCUAGUAAUAAUACGUCUGAUCAUAUCAAUAUAAAUGACAUUAGGAACGAUGUUCCUUCUAAUGACAAUGUUUCAAGCUUGAAUGUGAAAAGUGCAGAAAAUUGUAAUAAGGAGAAAAAGAAAAAGAAAAAAAAAAAGAAAAAAGAACUUAAUAAUGAUAAUAAAGACAAUACAUUAAAUAAUGAAACUAUGAAUGAUAUAAAUAUGAAUAAUAAAAAUGAUAACACUUGUUUUACCAUACAAGAAUCAAAUAAAAAUGGUAAGAAUCAAAAUUUUUUAAUUUUAGUAAAUGAAAAUGAAAUGCAAACCCCUAGGAUUAAUGUACCCAAAAUAGAAAUAAUAAAAGAUGAGGAACCUAAUAGAUUUUUUGAUAAUAAUGUUUUGAAAAAUAAAAAUAUAAAUGAUCAUGAUAAUGAUAAUGACGAUAUUGAUUUUAUUAAAAUGAUCAAAGAUAAAAUGAAAAAAAGUAUAUAUAAUAAUAAGGAUAAUAAAUGUAUUUCAAAAAAAAGCAAUAUCAACAAAAUAGAGAACCCCGUUAAUAGUAAUAAUAAUAAUGAUACCAAUAUUUUUAGUAAUUUAUCAGAACAAAAUAUACUAAAAAAGGAAAGUAAUGUAUGUGAGUCUUAUGAAGGAAGAAAAGAAUCGAAUAAUACAAUACAUAAAAUACAUUGUUCAAAAGGAAAAAAAAACAUAAUGAAUUUAAAUAAUUCUAGUAACACAAGUAGUAAUUUUUUAUCUCAACAUACUCUUGAUGAUAUUAAUAAAAAAUAUAAUGUAUUAAGUGAUGUGAAUUUGUUAAAAUUAAUAGCUCAUUGUUCAAAAAGCAAAAAUGGAGAGUUUCCUAGUAUGGAUGAUAAGAUUAUUGAGGAUUUUAUAAAUAUGAAAAAGAAUAGUAUAAAAAAUGAAAUAAAAAAACAUAUUAUAUAUAUAUGUGCUAAAUGUAGAUUAGAAAUGAAAUUAUCUAAUAGUCCAUAUUUAUGUUUUGAAUGUUUUAUUAAUGAAAUGAAUGCACGUACAGGUAAAACUGCACGUAUGGCCAAUGGAACUGAUUUUAAUAUUAAAGAUGUAAAAGUUAUAAAUUCAUACAUUUCUAAAUUUUUUGUUGAGGUAGAUAAAUUAAAAAAUAAAUUUGAAAUGGAUGAUGAAGAAAUAACGUUAAUGUUUAGUGAAAUGAGAAAAAGUACCUUAUGGAAUUCAGAAAAAAAUAUGUGUAAAUUAUUUUUUGAUAUUUUUAAAAAUUAUGAUUUAAUUGAUAGUAAUAGUAUAUUUUCAUUAAAUAAUAAAACGAGAACAGAUUUCCUUAAACAGAAUUAUGAUAUGAAAAUAGAAGAAUGUAAUCAAAAUGAAGAUGAAAAAAGAUUAAUUAGUAAUAUAAUUAAUAAUGAAAUAUUAUCCCCUGGUUAUAUAAAAGAGUUAUUAAAAUUUUAUAAUUUUUCAAAGAUGAAAAAGAAACCUAAAACAAAUGAACAAAUAGAAGAAAUAUAUCUUAAGCCUAAAUCUAAAAAAGUUAAUCAUUAUAAGAAUAUCAGAAAAAAGAAAUAUACUGUUCAUAAAGAUAUAUGUAAAAUAAGAACUGUAUGUAAUUCUACAUGUAGAAUAAAUAGUUGUAAUUAUUGUAGUUGUAUAUUUGAUAGUAUCAAAUGUAGAUUUAUACUUAUUAGUAAAAUGAAAAAUACUAAAAAAUUGGUAUAUGAAAAACGCAUAAAUAAUAGUACUAUUUCAGUAGAAAAAAUGCAUGAAGUUAGUGAAAUUAAAAUAGAACAAAAAGAUAUAUUCAUUAAUGAUGAUCAGAAAAACUCUAAAGAUGUUCCCCCAUCAUAUAAUUUUGGAAAUUCCCAUAUUACAAAUGAAGAAAAGCCAAAUGUUAAUAAAGAAGGGGAUAUACCAAUAAGAAGUGCAAUUAAUAUUUUCAAUAAAAAUGCAAAUAAGGAAUCUAACAAAAAUAAAAAAAAUAAUAAUAAUAAUAAUAAUGAUAAAAAUGAUGAUAAAAAUGAUGGUAAAAAUAAUAAUAAAGGUAAUGAUAAAAAUAAUAAUAAAGGUAAUGAUAAAAAUAAUAAUAAAGGUAAUGAUAAAAAUAAUGAUAAAAAAAAUAAUAAAAAUAAUGAUAAAAAUAAUGAUAAAAAUAAUAAUAAAGGUAAUGAUAAAAAUAAUGAUAAAAAUAAUGAUAAAAAUAAUGAUAAAAAAAAUAAUAAAAAUAAUGAUAAAAAAAAUAAUAAAAAUAAUGAUAAAAAAAAUGGUAAAGAACAGAAUGAAGAUAGUACAGAGAGUGAUGAUGAGAGUUCUGUAAUAGAUGAUAAUUAUAUUGAAGAUGAUAGUUGUGAUUGUGACAGUGAAAGUGAUUCUAUGGAUUAUGAUACAUCAUUUAAUAGUGAAAGUAAUUAUGAUGAUAAUAGUUUUAUAGAUAUGAGUGAUAAUGAUAAUAGUCUUAAUUAUAUAAAGAAUGAUGAAACUGCUUAUAAUGCAUUAAAUAUAUUUAUGAAAGAUAUUGAUAAAAUAAAUAAGAAUAGAGAGGAAUUAAAUAAUAUUAUUUUACCCAUAAAAAAAUCACUAGAUAGUUAUGUAUUACCAAAUAUAAUAACACAAAAAGUAUUACCUCCAGUUAUUUUACCAUUAAAUAAACAAAUGACAAAUUUAUUUUAUGAAUUGAGAUAUCGAGAUUUUUUUCAUAUUGAAAAAAUUGAUUAUUAUAAAUUAUUUACAAUGCAGAAAGGUAUUUCAAAUAUAUAUAUGAAGAAAUUUUUAAUGAAUAAUGAAAAUAUGUCUUUUAAUUCUAUAACAAAUGGAAUAGAAACAUAUAAUUAUACAAAUGAAAAUAUUGUAAUAAAUCAUAAGAAUAACAAUGGAAAAAUCGAAUUAUAUAUACCUAAUUUUUGGAGAAGUAUUAAAAGUGUAAAUGAAAUAAAAUCUCUUACAGGAAAUUAUUAUGAUUUCUAUUACAAAGUAUUAGUACAUCCAAGAGGAAACUCAAAUGAUGAUAAUUAUAUGUCUGCAUAUUUAGAAGUUAUUAAACAAGAUUUUUAUCCAUCAGAAUGGGUUUUUCCAAAUGUGCAUUUUCAAUUAACAGUUCAUAAUUUUAAAAAUAGAAAGAAUUCUAUAUCAUCUGCAUCAUGUUGGUCAUUUACAAAUAAUUCUUUAUCUCGAGGAUGGCAAAAAAUGAUAAGUCAUUCAAAAAUAAAUAAAGUUUCAGGAUUCUUAGAUGAAUCAGGUGGUUUAUUAAUUAAAGGAAAAGUAGAAAUAACAUUUAAACAAUUAUGGUCAAAAAGUGUUCAAUAUAGUCCUAAAUAUAUAUGGAGUUAUAUGCCUGAAAAAUUAUAUGCACAUUUUCAACAAGAGGAUCCUUUACUUAACUUUUUAUUCAAAAAAUCGUAUUUUAAAAACAUUUUAUAUAAAAACGAGAAACAUAAUAAUUACAAUAGUAGUAGUAUUAAUGAUGUGAAAAAAAAUGAUAAUAGCAAGAGCAACAACUAUUAUAUAAACAAAAAUAGUAAUUGUGAUAAAAAUAAAAGUAUUGAUAGGAUGAAGAAGAUGAGUUAUUAUAAUAUGAACUAUUUAUAUAAUAGAUAUACAUUAGAUAUAUAUAACUAUUCUUUAUAUUGGUCUCCACAACUUGUUAAGAGUUAUUUUGGUAAUGUAGAUCAUAAGAAAAAAUGCAAUAAAUCGCUUGCUAAUAAUACAAAUAAUGUUAUCCAAAAUGAUAUGAAUAAGGAAGAAAAGGUAUUAGAUAUUAUUAGUGAUUCUUAUAGUAAUAUGCAUGUAUAUGAUUUGUUGAUUAAAAGGAAAAAUUUAAAUGAAUUGAGAAAAUUUUCUAAAGGGGGAAAUCUACAAAAUGAGCAAAAAGGAGAUGAAGAUGUAAAAAAGGAAGAGAUAAAAAAUGGAAAUAAUAAUAAUAAUGAUGAUGAAAAUGAGAACGAAGCAGAUGACAACACAGUAAGUACCACCGAUUAUCUAACCCUAGACGAUAGAAAACAUGUGUUAACAUUAACUAAUUAUAUUGUUCCCAUUGUAGAAUCAUUUCACGAUAAUGACAAUUUAACAAUCUUAGUAAAUACAUUAUACAAUAUUGAUCUUUUUAAAAUUAUAGUUUUGAAAUAUAACGGGAAUUUAUAUAAUAGGAUAUUAAUGAAAUAUAUUAAAAAAAAGAGAAAAGAAAAAAGGUAUAAAUUAGAAUAUGUUAUGAAAAAAUAUGGUAUAGAAAAACAUGAUACAAAAAAUGAAGUAAUACAAAAGAUAAAGGAAUAUAAUGAAAAUAAAAUUGAUAAUUAUGAUGAUUGUAUAAAUUGGAAAAAUACACUUAUACAAAAAUUACAAAUAAUAAGUGAAAGAAUAAAAUAUUUAUAUACAUAUAUGAAUGAUAAAAUUAAUAAUAUGAAUAAUAUUAAUCAUAAAUCAUAUUUCCAAUUAUGUAAUUCAAAUGAAAUUCCAAAUAUACAAUUUAUAAAUGUUAUAGAUAUAGAAAAAGAAGAAAUUAUUAUAAAUGGUAUAACAAGUAUUAAUAAUUAUAUUAAUUAUUUAAACGUUUGGAUACAGAAUGUUAAUGAUUGUAUAAAUUAUGUAACAAAUUGUGGAUAUAAUUUUAAUUAUUUAUGUAACCUAAAUAAAGUAAAAAUAAAUAUUAAUAAUUUAAAUAAUAAUAUUGUUGAUGUUAAUAAUAGUAUACAUAAUAUUGAAAAGGAUGAUAUAUUUAAAUCAUUAAGUUAUCCAAAGGAUCAUUCCACAACUUUUGAAGGUAUUUAUAACAAUAUGUCAGAUAAAGAAACGAGUUCAAUUCAAAACAAAGGCAAAGAAAAAUCUAAUAACAACAUCAAAAACGAUGACAACAACAAUAAUAAUGAUAAUUAUUGUGUUGGAGAUUAUUUAGAAUUUUUGGAAUAUGAUUUUAUUGACAAUCCAGAUGAAUUGAAAAGAAUUCCUUAUAGAUAUUCUAGUGAUUUUAAAUCAUUCCAUAUGUUUGAAUAUUUUAGAAAAAAUAAUAAUAACGUUAUUGUUUCUUUACAAAGAAUCUUUAUUUGUAUGCAGUUAUAUUCAUUAGUUCUUUGUGCCAAAAAAAAAAGAGAUCAUUUUGAAAAAUAUACAUCAGAUGUUAAUUUAAAUGAACUGUAUUAUAAUGAAAAGGAUAAUUUCCAUGAUAAUAUGAAUAAAUUUAAAGGAAAGAACAAUAAAUAUAAUAAAAAACAAGAAUAUUAUAAUAAAAACAAUUAUGAUUGUGGUGUAAAAAAUUCUUAUUCAUCCUCCUUGUCAACAGCUGUGGAAACAUUAACAGCUAAUGGAAUUAGAGAAGGUAAAGAUGAUGAUUUAAACAAAUUAUGUUUAAAUAAAAAGAAAUGUCAUGAUAAAGAUAAUAACGAUCAACCUCAUUAUGUUAGUACCAAUAGUUCAAAUAGUGAUGAUGAUGAUGAUGAUAAUAAGAAUGAUAAUAUGGAUGAUGAUUCGUAUUAUGACAGGAAUAGUAUUUUUGGAGAUAAUGAUGAUGAUGAUAGUUAUUUAGAUAAUUUUUCUGAUACUGAUGGGAAAAAAAACGAUCCUUCAUAUAAAUAUGACAUAGAAAAUAAUGAAGAAAUGAAAUUUUAUAAAGAUUUAGAAUUACGUAAAAAAAAUUGUUUAUAUUAUUAUAGAAAUGCCCUGUUCUAUAAUGGUUCAUCUAUGAUACCUUGUGAAGAAAAUAAAAAUUUUACUAUCCCUUUAAAAGGUAUAGAUAAUAAUGGUGCAAACCCUGAAAAUUUUGAUGAUGGUACAGAAAAUAUGUGUUCCUUUUUAAAUAUGUUUAGCAAAAAUGAUAAUUAUUUGAAUUUAUUUAAACCAUUAAUUCCAAAUAUUAAAAUUUUAUUAUUUAGUUUAAAUAAAAUUUUAUUUAAUAAACAUAGAUGUAAUGAACCCAUUAGAAAAAUACAUGAAGAGCUGUUUAAAAGAAUUGUUUGUGAUGUUGCAAGGGAUAAGAUUAAAUUGAAUAGAAAAAUUAAAAAACUGAAGAAACAGAAUAAUAAAGGUGAUAUUAUUAAUGAUUUAAUUAAUGAUUUAAAGGAAUUACGUUUUUUUGAAAAAAUAUGUUAUGAGUUGUUUAAAUUAAAAAGUAAAAAUUAUAGUGAUGAUGAAGAUAGUAAUAAUAGGAUGGAAGAAAGUGAGUAUAGUGAAAAUUCUAAUGAUUUAAGUUAUGAUGAAUUUGAUUCAAAAAUAUCAAAAUAUCCAACAAAAGUAGGAAAUGAAGGGAAAAAAUCAAAAGAUAAUAAUAAUAAUAAUAAUAAUAUGAUGGGUGAUGAUGAUAAUAAAGUGAAUAAAAAUGAAGAAGGUAACGAACAAAAUGAAAGUGCACAAAUUAAGGAAGGUAAGGAAAAGAAAUUAAGGGAUUUUAUUCAGAAGGAAGAUAUACGAAAUGAAGAUAAUGAAUCUUAUGAAUAUUACAAUGAUCAAGGUACCGAGAAUUUAGAUGAUAUGAAUUCAGAUGAAUAUAUGAUUAAUAAUAAUAAUAAUAAUAAUAAUAUAAAACGUUUAGAUGAUUCAUAUAAUAAAUUAUUGAAAAAUAAAAAUAUUAAUUCAUUAAUUUAUAAUUUAGUAAGUAAAUUAAAAAUGGAUUUUUAUAAAAAUUAUAUUAUUUGCGAUAAGGAUAUUUUUAAAACUAUUGGAAGGCUAUGUUUUAGUGAAAUACCAUAUGUAUUAUUUUUAUAUAUGGACUGUUAUAAGAGUUUAGGAAGAGGUGAUUUGGUUGAUAUACCUUUAUAUUUAGAUGUAUUUGAAGAGAAUGAAGAAAUGGAAGAUGAUAGUAAAGGUGAAAAGAAUUUAGUAUAUUCUAUAAGAAGAAAUAAUAUGAGAAACAAAGGAGAUGGAUCAUCUAAGGAAAAGAUUACUUAUCAUUUAUAUGCUCUAGUUAUAUCACAAAAUAAGAAUCCAAAUAAUAAUUUAUUUAUUCCUAGUUACAAUAAAGUGAAUGAUAUGGAAUUUAAUAUAGGAAAUGAUUGUAAUUUGAAUUCUUCAUCUUAUUUAAUUUUAAAACCACAAAUAAAUGGACCAUGGUAUCAAAUAUAUAAAAAUAGAAUAACACAAUUAAAACAAGCUACCGAUUUUAAUGAAUGGAAAUGUCAUAGAGAUUUUUAUUGUUCAUGUUGUAUAUAUGUUAGUGAUAAUUAUUUUGAAAUGCAGAACCAUUUCUUUUUGCAACAAUUUAAUAUUAAAGAUAUUAAUUUUCCUUUAUAUGUACAUACAUUAAAAGAAUUUGAAAUAGAGGAAGAAGAUAUUUUUGAAUUUGAUAGAAAUAAUAAGAAUGAUGAUAUGUAUUCAUCAUUUGUAAAUAAUGGUUUAGAAGAAAAUUAUGUUGAUGAAUUAAUAUAUGAGUUGAGAAAAUUCUCAUUAGAUAAAUCAGAAAAAAAAUUAAAUGAACAAAAGGAUGGAAAUGGUGUUCCUAAUAGUAGUAAUGAUAAACUUGUUUCAUACAUUGAAGAAAUAAAAAAUAGGUCACAUUUUAAGAAAGUUUUUGAAAAAAAUUAUCUUUAUAAACUAGUAGAUAAUAUAAAUGAAAAAUAUAAUGUAAAAUAUUAUGGUAGUGGUAAAACCAAAAUUUUAAGUAAAAAAAAAAAUGUUCCAAUGAAUAUAAAAGAAGGAACUUUCCCAUAUAUUAAAACAGAAAACGAUAUAAUAUAUAAUUGUUUACAAGCUCAUCAUCGAUUAAUGAUAAAUGUAAAAGAGGAAUUAAUUGAUGAUGUAAUAAAAGUAAAUAAUAAUAAUAAUAUAUGUUAUAAUUUUAAUAAUCAUCAUAAAUCUGCUGUAUGUAUUGUCUUAAAUAAUCAUAAUACAUUAAGAGAAAAGAGAAGACAUUUUUUUGAUUUAAAAAAUAUAAUUAAGAAUUAUGAAAAAUUUGAUAUGAACAAUUUAAAUAUAUAUAAUAGUAAUAUUAAAUCAAUGAAAUUUAGUGAUAACUUUUCUACUGGAUUAAUUAUAACAAAAAACAUGCCAUUAUUCUAUAGUAAUAUAACAUUAAAGAAUAUUAUUAAUGCGAGAAAUAAUUCUAUAAUCGAUAGUGACAAUGAAAGGAAACAUUUAAUUCAUAAAAUUGGAGAAGAUCAUUAUCAUAAUAAUAAUAAUAAUAAUAAUAAUAAUAAUAGUAAUAAUAAUAAUGUAGAAGGAAAUAUAAGUAAUGUCUAUUGUAAGAAGGAAUUAAAAGGAAUAAUAAGUUCGAAUGAAACCAAUGAUACGAAUCAUACAAAUCGUACAAAUUGCACAAAUGAAAUGAAAGAAGAAAAGGGUUUGAGUGAAAUAAGAAAUUAUGAACAAAAUGAUAAUAUUACCACAACAAAUACAAAUGACAAGAAAUUAGAUGUGGUCGAUAAUAUAUCUGAAACGAAUGAUUUGAAUUUAAUAAGAAAGAAUGGUGAUAUAAAUAAAUGUAUAGAAAAAGGAAAUGGAGGAGGAAAAGGACGUUUAAAUGUUAUGAACAAUAAUAUUCAGAAAUGUAAAAAUAAAUAUAACACAAAGAAAGAAUGUCGAAAUUUGAAUAUCUUACAUUGUAAUACAAAUAAUAUUAUAAUAAAUCGAAAUGAUAUGAAUUAUGUAAAAUAUAUUAUGCAGCUUGAGAAUUUCUUAAAAGGAAUGAAUUUUAAUAAUAAAUUUUUUUUUAAUAUGAACAAUGUAAAAGACCCAAUAAGAAGAGAUCCAUUUCAUUUAGAAAUCAAUAAUGUAUUUUAUAACUUUUUUGAAGUAAAAAUGAAUAUGAAUAAUAUUAAGAAGAAUUAUAUAAAUAAUCAAGAAAAAUCUGAAUUACAUAGUUAUUAUAUAAAGACUUGUUUAAAUAUAUUUAAAAGUUUUUUCCAUGAAUAUUUCUAUUUAAGUUUUAUUAAUAAAAUGGAAAUAAAGAAAAAGAAAAAGAACGCUUAUAAAAAUUUUUGUAUUGCAUUAUCAGAUAUAUUUUUCACCAACUUAAGUUUUAACUCAGAAGAAGAUGAUGAUAAUUUUGAACACUUACAAGGAGGUAUAGCAAUAUAUGAAUUUUAUGAAAAGAGAUUUAAAAAAUUGAAAUUAAUAUUAAAGAAAAUAUUUAUGUAUUUAAAUAUUAUAUGUAUGAUUAUAAAAUAUAUAAAACUGAAAAAAUGGAUUUUUAAUGAAAAUUUCGAUAUGCAUACGUGCAAAAUGCAUGAUACCUUUUUUUUUAAUUUUUUAUAUUUUUUUUAUAAUAAAUAUUCCAAAAAUUGUAAAAAUAAUUAUAUAAAGAAAUUAUGUCAAAAAUCUGCAGUAAAAAAAAAACAAAUUAUAAAUGUUAUUAAAAAAAAUAUGAAUACAGUUAAAGAUGAAGAUUUUUAUUUCCUGGAAUUUUAUGAUAAAUUGUUUGUAAAACGUCAACCACUUAUGCAAGAACAUUUAUCAAAUAAACUGGAUAAAUUAUUAACAUAUUGUACAUGUAUCAUAUCAACGAAUGAAACGCAAAUAAUAAAUCCAAAAAUAUACAAAAAAAAAAAAGCAUUAUUUUUUGAAAGAACACAACAUAAUAUUGAUUGUGUUUUUAGAUAUUUUUCUUCUUCAUUGCACGAUGAAAUUUUAUAUUUAAGUAAAAGAAGAAAUGAUUUUAAUGAAAGAAAAAAAUAUAAAGAACAAGAUAAAAUUGUAUCAGAAAAAGAAGAUCAAAUAUAUUCUAUAAAUGGAAAUAAUAUGAAUAAUCAAGACCGUAUGUAUUUAUAUAUUGAAGCAAAUUUUAAUUCCAUAGAAGAAACUAAUCCUAAAAGAAUGGAAUAUUUUUUAUUAAAUUUAUUAAAAAAUAAUGAAAAAAAAAGAAAAACAUGCGUUUUAUGUUAUUGCGUGCGAAGAUAUUAUAUGAACUUUUUAAAUAAGUUAGAAAAAAAAUUAACACAUGAUUUUAUUGAAAAACAAAUCAAUUUUAUAUUUGAUAAUAAUUAUUUAGAAAUAACCAAAUUAUAUAGAAGAACAAAAAAUAAUUUAUUAGAUCCAAAUUGUAAUUGUCCUAGUUUAUUUAAUUAUAUAAAUAUUGAUACUAUAGAAGCAUGUAUAAUAUAUUUACUUCAAACCAUGUGGAAAUUUUAUAUUUCUUAUAUCUUAUCGAUACCAAAUGAAUUGGAACAAUAUUAUGAAAAUGUAGCUAAAAAACAUAAAAGAAAAAAAUAUAAAAAUUCAAAGGAUGAAAAGGGUUGGAAUUUUAUUAAAUUUUUAAAAGAAGAAAAAACAAAUAAUCUAAUUAAUAAAUAUAUUUCAUUUAAUGAUGAUAGUGAUGUGAUAUCUACUAAUGAUGAAGAAAAUAUAGAUCGUUCAGAUGAUUCAGAAUCUAAUGAUGAUAAGAAAUAUUCAAAAAAAAAACAAAGCAAUUUGUUAUUAUCAAAUUUUGAUUUUGUAGAUAUAUCAUCCAUAGAAAAAUUAACUUCAGGUAACUCUAGUUCUAAAAAUUCUAAGAUAAAUAGUAAUAAUGAAAGUAUCCAUAUGGAUAAUACAAACAAUAGUAAUAGUAAUAGUAAUAAUAAUGAUAAUAAUAAUAAUAAUAAUAAUAAUAAUAAUAAUAAUAAUAAUAAUAAUAAUAAUAACAAUAAUGAUAACAAUAAUGAUAACAAUAAUGAUAACAAUAAUGAUAAUAAUUCCUUUUAUUAUUGUGCAGACGAAUUGAAUGUAAAAAAAGGAAAAAUUUUAGAUACAAACAAAAAUAUAGAAUCUAAUGACAAAUCAUAUAAAAAUCAAAAUGUUCAAUCAAAUGAACAAAGCGUCACACCAAAUCGAAAUAUCGAAGAAAAUAAAGAUCAUGAAAAGAAAUCUAAUAAUUCAUUUUAUAAUAUUAAUUUAGAUAUUUUAAAACAAGAUGACUUAUUUUAUAAAUGCACAAAUGAACAUUUAGGAAAUGCAACUGCUGUAUUAAAUAUCUUGCAAAAGAAAUUGGAAAAUGAAGAAUUAAAAAAACUCAUGAAAUUAUUCCAUUUUAGAGGUUUUACAGAAAAAAUACCAAAUGAAGAGUGUUCAAAGAAAAAAUGUAUAAAGAAUAAAAAUGUUCAUAAAAAUAAAGAUGAUGUAAUAGUAUCAUCAUCUAGAGAGAAAAAUGUAAAAACUGAUUUAUCAGAUGAUAAAAAGAAAAAAGAAGACAAUGAAAAUAAUAAUAAGAAUAAGAAUAACAUAAUUCAUAAUAGUACUAAUAAUAAUGUAUUAAAAGAAAAUGUUCACAAUAUUACACAGAAUGAAUAUAUAAAGAAUGAUUUAAAAAAUAUUCUUUCCAAAGAUAAUUUAAGGAAUGAGGAUCCAUCAGAUAUCUUAGAAAAUAAUUUAGAAAGUGUAUUCAAUGGAACACAUGUAGAUCAAAAGUUUAUAUCCAAUUUUUACGCUAAUUUAAAAAUAUUUAAAGAUUGUUUAGAUAAAAAUGAAUUAGCAAAAGGUAAUAACAGUAAAGAUAAUAACAGUAAAGAUAAUAAUAAUAAUAAUAAUAAUAAUGACAACAAUAAUAAUAAUAUGGGACAAGAAAAUGUAUUUAUGUCAACUAUUCAUAAAGUGAAUGAAACCAUGAAAAAAUACAAUAUUAAUAAUAUAAAUGAAAUAAAGAGUGUAUUAAUAAAAAAUGGUUAUGAUAUACGUAAAUGUUAUAACGGUAUCGAUUUAAUUUUUUUAUUUUUAUCAAAAAUAAAAGGUGCUAAUGUGAAUUUUAUAAGUGGAAAUAAUUUUGAAAGUAAUAAAAAUAUGUAUGAAAUUUUAUUAAGUAAUUUCAAAUCUUUAAAUUAUGAAAAGAUUGAAAAGGAAUAUUAUAGUUUAGAUUAUAUAUUAGGAAACUUUGAAUAUAUUGAUGAAAAUUAUAUAGAAGAAAGAUAUGCUUCAUUUUUUAAUUAUAUGGAUGUUAUAUUUACAACACAAAAUAUGAUAGACGAUUCGGAUAUAAUAACGCAAGAUAUAUUUAAUCCGUUUAUUGAUAUAAUGAAUAACUUAUUUUGUUAUGGUAUAGGAUUAAUAGAUAAUAAUAAUAUGAAUAAUGUGAAUAAUAUGAAUAAUAUGAAUAGUAAUAGUAAUAAUAAUAACAAAAUUAAUAGUAAUAAGAGCCAUAGUAACAACAAAAACAACAAUAACAAAAACAAAAAUAAUAACAAUAGCAAUAAUAACAGUAGCAAUAAUAACAAUAAUAAUAAUAAUAACAAUAAUAAUAAUAAUAAUGUUAAUAAAGAAAUAAUAAAACUGAAUAGUUUAUACGCCUUUUUAGAUAAUUUACACAAAUGUGUAGGUUCCUUAUUAAUUAUAGACAAAAGUUAUGAUUGUAAGAAAGAAUUAUUUUCAUUUAUACAAUAUAAUAGUUUCUUUUGGUAUAUUUUAUAUAAACAAUAUAAUAUGUUUUUAACAUAUUAUGAUAUGACUAAUCAUUGUAAUUUCUUUAAUAUAUUUUUAUUCCAUUUUUUUAAUUAUACCUUUAAUUUCCCUAUGGAUAAUUUUUUUCAAUUAGAUAAUAAGCUAUCAUUUGAAAAAGAACAAAUUGUUAAUCAUUUAUUUACCAAAUUCCCAUUUUUAAAAGAAGAAGAAAAAUCAUUAUUCCAUGUUAUUAUGAGAUUUUUAUUGCAAGAAAAAAAUCAUUUUUAUAAUUAUUAUUAUAGUAAUGAACUAUCACUUUUUAUUUUUAAUGCUAUUAUGUCCUUGAAUAAUUUUUAUUUAAAUAUGAAGGAACCUUAUAUAUUUUCUAAGGAUUAUACGAAACUGAAUGAUUAUAAUUUUGUUUUGAACAUGAAGGAAGUGUAUGACAUCAAAUCUGCUGUAGUUAAUAAGAAGAAGAAAUGUGAGGAGAGUAGUAGUAAUAAAAUAUAUAAUGUUUGUAAAAAUAGUAAUAAUAAUGAAGAGAUUAAAAGUGUUGAAAAUGAUAAGAAUGAUGAUAAUUGUUAUUUUGAUAAUUUUAUAUUAAAUAAAGAGAAUAUUUUAGAUAUAUUAGAAAAGAAAAAUGAAAAAGAAAUAUAUGAAAUAGGAAAAGUAUUUGAUUUUCAUAUUAAGAAUGAAUCAAUAUAUUUUAAGAAAAGAAUACAUAUGUUAGAUUUUGUUAUGAAUGAUUAUAAGAAGGAGAAUUUUGUAAAUUAUAGUAACUCAGAUAUUAAUAAUAAAAUAUUUUAUGUAGCUUAUAAUUAUCCAAUUAUUAAUAUUAAUAACAAAAAUAAUGAUUUAUUUAGUAUUUAUUUAAGAACAAUAUAUAAAUGUAAUGAACAUUUUAGAAAUUUGAAUCAUGUAUUUUUUAUAUAUAGUAAUUAUUUUUAUAAUUUUCAUAAUUUAUUUUUAUUUUUUAAUAAGGAUAAUGAUUUAUUUAAUUCAUUAUUUAAAUUACGUUUCAAAAUUGAUCAAGCUAAACAAAUGGAUAAUUUCCACUAUGAUCUGGAUGAUAACAAUAAUAAUAAUAAUAAUAAUAAGAAUAAGAAUAGUUAUAUCAAUAAAAAAUAUGUACAAAUAAAAAAAAAAAAUGAAAACGAGAAUAAUAUAACAUUUUCGAAUCCCAUUGGAAAUUACAAGAAUUAUGAAUAUGCUAUACAUAAUGGUAAGAGUGACAUAUUUUAUAUAUUUGAUGAUAUAGUAUAUGAUAUAACUGAAUCUGUUAAUAUGGAUUAUUAUUUUAAAGGGGAUAGGGCUUAUGUUAAUUUUGUGAAGAACAAAAUGUAUUGUGGUGAUAAUAAGGAAGAUGAUCAUAUACAAUAUAAUGAGAUAAGUACAAAUGAAGCGAAUCAAAAUAAAAGAAAACAAAAAAUUCAUAGUAGUAAUAAUAACAACAAUGUUGUUGUUAAUAAUGAUAACAUGUGUAGCAAUAAUAAUAAUUAUUAUAAUAGUAUUUAUAAUAAUGAUAAUUUGUGUUAUAAUAGAAAUUCUAUACAAUUUGACGAUUAUAUGGAUGAAACAAUACUUUCCGAAUUAAUAAAUAAUAAAGAAACUUAUGGAUUAAAUGCAGAUUCAUCUAAUUUAGGACCAUAUAAUAUGAAUAAUGUUAAAAAUAAAAAUAAUAAUAAUAAUAGUAAUAAUAAAAGAAAAAAGAAUGAGAAAAAUGAAAAGAUAGAUAAAAUAGAACAAUUUUUGCAUGAAUCCGAAUUAGAAAAGGAUAUUAUGAAUAUAACAUUUAAUGAAAAAGAAUUUUUAGGAAAAGAUUUAUCAUUUAAUUUUUAUUUCCGUUCUGUUAUGUAUUAUAACAAAGAUAUUAUAGCUAGUAAUAAUUUAGAAUAUUUGAUGAAAGAUAAAAACUUUAUUACAGGAAAUGUAGGGAAGAAAUAUUUCUUUAUAUCCUUAUUAUUUAAUAUAGAUUAUUAUAAUGUAAGAGGUAUGAAUAUAGGAAAUAAAGUAGUAUCUAAUAGGACAAUGUUUAUAAAUAAAAUAUUGAGAGAUAAUAAAGGAAAGGUCUUAAAUUUAAAGGUAUUCCAUAUAUAUAAUAUUUUUUCAAAAAUUAUUGAAUUAUAUUAUGAGAGGAAAAGAAAGGGCCAUAAUAUGAUGUCCUUAAAAAAUAGCAAAAUGGCAUCACCAAAUAGUAACAACAACAACAACAACAAUAAUAAUAAUAAUAAUAAUAAUAAUAAUAAUAGUAAAAGUAAUUUGAAGGAUGAAGAUAAUGCAAUCAACCUAUUUGAUUAUAAAACAGAUGAAGAUUUUUAUUAUAAAGUAAAAAUGAACCCAUCCUAUUUCUUCUUAUUAUAUGCUAUAAAAAAAGAUUAUGAUAAACGAAAUAAAAAUAAAUUAAUAUUUAUGAAUGUUAAUUCUGAUUUAGAAGCAUAUAUUGAAGAUAAAAAAGAUAAUAAUAUAUAUAAUAGAUUUGAUUUGAACAUAUUAUUAGUACCGAUUUCCUCUCAAAUUGUUUUAAGUAAAUUUAAUGGAAAUUUAAAUAUGUUUAAUGAUAAUGAUUAUCCAUUAAUUACAUUCAAAUAUUUAACAAGUACAUAUGAACUAAUAUGUAUAGGAAUUAUUUUAUGUUCAUCUAAAUUAUUAUUACAAGAUUAUAUUUUGAAUUGGUUUUUUCCAAAAUUAAAAGAAAGAAGAUUAGUAAAAGAUGAUGUAGAUUUAAAGAUAGAUGAUAUUUAUGUAUAUGAAGAAUCCGAAUUAUAUUGCUUAGAAAAAAUACGUAAAGUUUCUUGUAAUAUAAAAAAAUUAUUAAAAAAAUAUAGUAAUACUAUAGUAAUUCAAUUAAAGAAAACAAAUAUGAAUAAUAGUAAUAUAGAUAAAAUUAAUUUAAAAUGUGUAGAAUAUAGUAAAUUAAAUAAAUACAAUUUCUGUUCAAAAUGUAGAAAUAAUUAUAUAUGUAUAUGUGAAAAAAUAGAAAGAGAACAAUUAAGAAAAAAGGUGAGUCUCAUAAAACAAGAAGAGCAAUUAUAUAGAUAUUUUAAAAUAUACAACAACAAUAUGAAUAUUAAUAACAGCAACAAUAAUAAUAAUAAUAAUAAUAAUAAUGAUGAUGAUUUGUUAAAUAUGCUAAAUAAUGAUAAAGAAGCAAAAAAAAUAUUAGUACUUAUGGAAAAAAUGAAAGAUUUAAAAAAAGCACAAAAUAUCAAGGCACAAGAAAAAAAAAUUAAUAAAAAUAUAAAUUCAACAAAUACACAAAAUAUAGAAAAUGAUAAUAAUAAAAAAUUAGAAUCAAAAAAAGAAAAAGAAAAACUUCUUUUUAAUAUAUAUGAAACUCCAAAUUUUGUACAAGAAUUAGAAGCAAUUGAAAAUUCAUGUCGUUCAUCUAAUAGUUCCAUGUUAUCUUUAUCUAGUGAUAAUAUCUCAAGUUAUUCAUCAGAUGAUAAUUUAUUUGUUGAUGAAAUCGAUAGUGGCUCCUAUACAUUUAAUAAUAUUGUAAUACCUAAUAUGGUGUCUGUUAAAGAUGAAGAAAAUGAAACACAAGAAAAAAACAAUUCAUCAGACUUAACAAAAAGUCAGAAAGUAAAUAUUAUUAAAAAAGGUAAUGGUGUAAAAAAUGAUAUGGAAGAUAUUAUGUUAAAAGAAUUUCAUAAACUUAGUAAACAACGAAUAUCGAAUAUUUAUAAUUUACAACAAUCCGUUCAGUUGUCCCAAGAAAAUGUGAAUAAUAAUAAUAUGGUGCUUAAUUUUAUAAAAGCCCAGGAAAACAUGAAAAAUAAAAAUAUCAUAAAAGAUGCAAAAAAAGAUUCGAAGAAAAUACCCGUAGAUGUAUUAAAGGACAAAAAAGGAAAGACAAGUAACAAAGAGGAGUUAGAAAAAGAAAAGGAAAAAGAGGAACAUAAGCUAAAGGAGCAGCAAACUGUUCAAGAGGAUCAAAAAGUAAAGGAUAAUCAAAAAGUAAAGGAUAAUCAAAAAGUUAAGGAUAAUCAAAAAGUAAAGGAUAAUCAAAAUGUUAAGGAUAAUCAAAAUGUUAAGGAUAAUCAAAAGGUAAAGGAAGACAACAAAUUAUAUAAUGACAAUAUUGAAAAAACCAAAACUGAUAAAGAAGAACUUAUGCAAAUUAAUGAAAAUACAAAACAGAGUAAUAUCAAAAUUGUUUCAUUAACUAAAUCACAGGGAUCUCUUACGGAUAAUAAAAAAACAAAUGUAGAUAGCGAAAAGCAACUUACUGUUAAUAAAAGUGUACCAAAGAUAGAAAACAAAAAAACAGAACCUGCUGUGGAUGUAAAAGGAAAAGUAGAGAAGUCUAAAUUAUCAAAGGAUAAGAGUGUAAUAGUACCUGAGGUAAAAAAAGAAAUAAUUAAUAAUUCUGUCAUUAUGAACAAUGAUGGAUCAAAUAAUGAGAAUAAGAAUAAAGAGAAUAAAAAUAAAUCUUCUGAAAAGAAUAAGGCGAAGGAUAACAAUAAUAAUAAGAAGGAUAAUAAUAACAAUAAUAAUAAUAACAAUAAUAAUAAUAAUAAUAACAACAACAACAACAAUAAUAAUAACAACCUUAGUAACAAUGGCGAGGAAGAUCCUAAUGAUAGUGAUAGCGAUAAAGAUAAAAAGAAAAAAAAUAAAAAGAAAGAUAACAAAAAUAUAAAUGACAAUAGCGAUGAUAAUAACAAAAAUAAGAAGAAACUCAAGAACAAUAUUAAAAACUCUGAUGAUAUUAUAAAUAAUUAUUUUUCCAAAAAUGUUAUUGAAUAUAUUGAAAAAAAUGAUAAACUAGAAAAUAUUGCAACAUAUAUAUAUAACGAAUUAAUAGAAAUAACGAAAAAGAAAAUAAAAAAAAAUGUUAUACGUUUAGAUAAUUUAUCAGCAGAUAAUUAUUUAACUAUAGGAGAAGAAUUCUUAAAUGUUAUGAAAGAGAUAUUAUUAAAAAUAUAUUACAAAUAUAAUGAGGAUGAUUACAGAAAACAUUACUUAAGGAUGAAUAAUAAUGAAAAUGAAAAUGACAAUGCUAAUAAUAAUAAUAAUAAUAAUAAUAAAAUAUCUUUAAAAAAAAAAUCAGAAACAGAUGCAUCAAAUAAAAUUGUAGAGAGUAAUGAUAAUGUAGAUGGAAAAUUAGAAAAUGAAUAUAAUGAGGAAGAAACAUACAUGAAUAAAUUAAAUUUAUGUGAUGAUGAACAUGUAAUCAAAUUUUUAAAUCUUAUAAAAAGAAAACUUAUAUAUAAAAUAUUAUUCCCAGAUAUUCAAAUUGAUACAAAAAGUAAAGGAAGAAAUAAAAAGAACGUGAAAAAGAAAAAACAAGUAGAUAUAAAAUAUGUAUAUGAUAUAUUUAAGAGGGAAUAUAUUUUUUAUGAUAAAAUAUUAAUUAUGAUUCAACAUAUAUUAGAUAUAAAUAUAAGAACAAAUAUAUUUUUAUUUGUAUAUUUAUUUGCUGGUAAAUUAAUAUCAUUUGUUGAUUUUGAUUAUAUAUUAAAUAAUACAAUUUUUUAUAAUGAUUAUGUAUAUUAUAAUAAGGUUGCUUUUGAAGAUACAUUUUUUCAAGAAGAAUCAUUAGAAGAAUCUAAUAAAAAAUAUUAUAAUAUGAAUGAUUCUAUAAAUAUGCCUCCCCCGGUUUCUCCUACUACUACUACUACUACUAAUAAUAAUAAUAAUAAUAAUAAUAAUAGUAAUAAUAAUAAUAAUAAUAGUAAUAAUAAUAGUAAUAAUUAUGGUAAAGGGGAAGUAAAAGGUUUACGUACAUCUUCUGAACAGUUACUAAAUAGUUUAAACAAUGAAGGUAAUAAUAACAAACUAAAAGAAGAUAAUGUAAUGAUUAACGAAGAGAAUAAUGUGAAUGAAGAUAUGGAAAAGAAGAAAAAAAAGAAAAGUAUAGAAGAAGAAGGUUCAGGUGAUGAUGUUUUAAUAAAUGUAAAUAUGAGCAAAAUAAUAUAUAUAUUAAUUUUAAUUAGUAAUAAAAGAAUAAUGAAAGAAUUAAUUGAAGAAAAAUAUCGUGAGGAAUUAAAUGAAUAUUAUUAUUUUGAAAUGAAUAAAAAAUAUUAUGAUAUUUUAUGUAAUGAAUAUAAUAAGAUAUUAAAUGAAAAUUAUGCUAAAGAUUUAAGUGAACAUUAUGUAAAAGAUGAAUUAUUUUUUGAAAGUUUAAAUAUUAAAGAAUUAUUAAAUAAUAAAGAAUCUAUAUCUACAUUAACAGAUACAAAUAAAUAUAUAAAAGAUGAAAAUAAGAAAUUAAACAAAACACAUGUAGAUGAUAAUGAAUUUAUAAUAAGUGAAUAUGAAUUUAUGAAUGAAAAAAAUAUAAAUAAAUAUAUUAAUAUACAUAAUAUUAUUAAAUUCAAAUUAAAUUUUAAAAUAGCUAUAAAGAAAAUUAAUAUAUUACAAGAUAAAAUCUUUAUUAAUAAUAAUGAUAAUAUAAGUUCAGGUACUUCAUUUUAUUCUUUAAUAUUUAAAUAUAAUAGUAACUUAAUUAAUACUCUACAUACAGAUAUUAUGAAAACAACACAGAAUAAUAAUAUGUCCAUUCCUAAUAUGACCAAUUAUAAUAAUUAUUUACAAGUUAAUAAAAAAGAUAUAGAUAAACUAAAAGGAAUUUAUAAUAAAUAUGUUGUAUUGAAUAACAAACCAAAUGUAUUGAAAGAUAUGUAUAUAUUAAACUCAGAAAUUAAUACACUCUUGUCAGUUGUGUACAACGAUAUUAAUUAUAAUAAUAUGAUGAAUAACACGUAUAAUAAUAUAUUAGGUGAUACACAUAUAUCUGCACAAAAUGGAGGAUAUCUAAGAGCAGGUAGUAAUAAUUUAAGUAAUAAUAAAAUGAAUAUUCAAGGAGGAAAUCAUAUAAAUGUGAAACGUGUUUUAACAAAUAAUCUUAAUAUGAAUAAUAUGAAUAAUAACAAUAAUAACAAUAAUAACAAUAAUAACAACAACAACAAUAAUAAUAAUAAUAAUAAUAAUAAUAAUAAUAUAUAUAUAAAUGAAGGUGGUACAAUAAAUAUGAAAGAUUUAAAAUUAAAUCUAUCCAAAGUAAUUGGAACCAACCCAGAUAUUCAAAAUGAAAUCAAUAAUAACACUAAUCAUGAUAAAAAGAGUAUAUUAAAAAAUUCAAGUACAUAUUCUUCUAUAUACGAUAAUAAUACACCUACAAUUAUUAAUAAAAAUAAUCAUAAUUUAAAAACAAGUGUAGGAUUAAAUUCACCCACCUCAAAUAGAAAUAAAAAAAGUGUUACGACCUUUGAUUCAAAAUUAACAUUAUCAGCAUCUUACAAUUCAAAUGAAAUAAAUAAUAUGAAUGAAGAUUCUAAAUUAAGAAGAUUAAGUGAUCAACCCUUAAGUGCAAAAAGCGCAAAGAUUGUAACCCCCCCUGGAAAUAAUAUGAAUAACAAUACAAAUAAUGUAAUUAACAAUACAAAUAAUGUGAUUAACAAUACAAAUAAUAUUAUUAAUAAUACAAAUAAUGUUAUUAAUAAUAAUGUUGCUACGAACAAAUAUAUUAAAAAGAGCAAAUUCAAAAGAGUAUAUAAUAAGGAUAUUCCAUAUAUAUGUAAUGAAGGGAAAACUUGGAUGGUUAUUUAUAAACCUGCAUAUUAUCAUUGCUCAGCUUAUACUUCUCAUAAUAGGUAUAAUUUCUUAGUAAAUAUUAAUAAAUAUAGUGAUUAUUUUUAUAAUAUCUUAGAAAAAAUAUGUAUGAAAUGUAAAAUAAAAACAAAGUUUAUGUGUAUUACUUGUAAAGAUAUGGAAAAUAUUUGUAGUAAAUGUGAAAAUAUUGUCUCUAAAUUUUGUAAGAAAUGUAAUCUUUUAAUAAAAAAAAAUAGAGAUGUAUUAAAAAUUAUUAAUAGUAUAUCUUUAAAUGAUGUUGUCUUUAGUGGUCGAGUAGAAUCAUUUCAUUUAUUCAUGAUGAAAUCAUUCCCUCAUUUAGAAACUGUAAAAAAAUGGCAUAAAUUAGAAUGUGGUUUAUGCCAUAGAAUAGAUCUAGAAACGUCAGGAAGUUUAAUAAUAGCUAAAACUAAAGAAGCUAGAGAAUUUUUAUUUGAUCAAUUUCGUAAAAGAAAUGUAUAUAAAGAAUAUAUUUUAUUAUGUCAUGGUAGAAUUAAAAAGAAAAAAGGUUUUAUUAAUAAAUCGAUACAAACGCAUGAAUAUAAUAAUUUUCAUAGUAAGAGCCAUUUUAGUUUAGUUGUGAAAACAGGGGGAACAGAUGCAUAUACCGAAUAUAAUUGUGUUAAAGUAUAUAAAUUAAAAAGAAAAAUUGAAGAUAUUAUUCAAGAAGUACAAGAUGGAAAAUAUAAUUGUAAUAGUACAAUCAAAAAGGAUAUUAAUAAAGAAAUAUAUUGUAAUGAUUAUUAUAAAUUUUUAAACAAUAACAAGAAAAAUGUAAAUAUAAUACAACGUUAUGUAAUCAUAACUAAUAUUUUAUCAAAUCAUGAUAAUAUAACCAAGAAAAAUGAUACUUCAAACAAUCUUAUGACACAAGUAGAUUAUUCUUCAUUCGUUCAAAGAAAAAAUUCUCAUAUUAUAACAAACUAUUUUUCAGAUUCACAAAUAUUAGAAGAUAAGAAAAAAAUUAAAAAAAAAAUAAGUACGCAUAAUAAUAAAACAUCAAAUAUUAAAGGAAUUAAUCAUAUCUUGCAUGAUGAUACACAUUAUAAUUUAAAUGGUAAUAUUAUUAAUUCGAGAGGUAGUUAUAUUAGUAAAAAUGAUUUUACAAAUAAUAUUAAUAAUAUUAAUAAUAAUAAUAAUAUGAAUAAUAUGAAUAAUAGUACGUUGGGUAUAUAUACUUCAGGAGCACCAUCUAUUAAGAAAGAAGUUUGUCAUCAUUUAUGCUUUAGAUGUAAUUCUAUAUCAGAGGAUUAUUUCUUAACAGAUCCGAAAGAGAUUGAGAAUUAUACAAAAGAAUUUACUUUAUGUAAUGUAAAAAUCCAUACAGGUAGAACCCAUCAAAUUAGGGUCCAUAUGAGGCAUAUAGGUCAUCCAUUAGUUUCUGAUAAAAAAUAUUUGAAUCCAUCUUUAAGUAAUUUAGAUAAAUUCUGGUGUUUCCGUAUGUUUCUUCAUUCCCUUAUAUUAGAAUUUAACAACCCAGAUUAUUAUUUCUUUAAUUUAAAUGAUGAUAUGAAAAAAAAAAAAAAAAUGUAUUCAAGUAAUCUAUAUAGAAUGCCUGAUAGAACAGUUAAAGCAAUAUGUCCAUUAGCAGGUGAUUUACAAACAGUUCUAGAUAAUGAAUUAGAAGUAUCUGAAAGUUUAGAGGAUGAAAAUAGUUAUAUUAAUAGAAUAUUGAAAAUGAAUAUUAAUGACAAAAGAAAUGAAGCUAUGAAAAAUGCAAGACCAAUUAUUGAAGAUGAUAAAUUUGUAAAACAUGCAAGUAUGGAUAGUAGUAAGAUCAUACAUUCAGCUCGUGAAGAAACUAAUGAUAAAGAAAAAAUUUCUACACAAGCCAAAGUUCUAGAAGUAGGAAAGAAAUUAACUACAAAGGACGAAGACAUAUUAUAUCCAAAGAAGACAGACGUUAUUCAACAUGGUGAUGAAGAAGAUGAUGAUGAAGAGGAUGAAGAAGAGGAAGAGGAAGAGGAGGAAGAGGAAGAAGAUGAAGAAGACGUAGAAGAUAUAGAAGAUAUAAAAGAUAAUUAUGUUGAUGAUGAUCAAUAUGAAGAUAAUUAUGAUGAUGAUAAUGAUAAUGAUGAUGAUAAUGAUGAUGAUGAAUAUGAUCAUGAUUAUGAUGAUGAUGAAUAUGCUGAUAUUUAUGAUGAACAUAUAAAUGAAGAACAAGAAGAAGAUGAUGAUAAAAAAAACAAUGUGAAUAUUAUUGAUUAUUAUGAAGAAGGAGAAGAAGAAGGAGACGGAAAAUUAAAUACCAAAAUAAAGAAAGAUAAAAAAUUCACAGAAAAUAAUAUUAGUGUUGUUGAAGAAAAAGUAAAAUCUAUAGAUAUAAAUAAAGAAGAAGAUUUUCCAGAUUUAUUGUCAAAUAGUAAAAAGAAAAGCCAUAAAGAUAAAAGGAAUGCUUCAAAAAAUAAAAAUAAGAAUAAAGAGAUUUUAAAAAAUAAUGAAAAUAAUAUAAAUGAUGAAUUGAAAAAAAAAAGUUCUAAUGUGAUCACAAAAAAUAAUAAAGAACAAAAUGAAAUAAUAGAGAAUAAAAAUGAAAUAAUAGAUAAUAAAAAUGAAAUAAUAGAUAAUAAAAAUGAAAUAAUAGAUAAUAAAAAUGAACAUAUAGAUAAUAAAAAUAAACAUAUAGAUAAUAAAAAUGAAAUAAUAAAUAAUAAAAAUGAACAUAUAGAUAAUAAAAAUGAACAUAUAGAUAAUAAGAAUUUAUUAAAUGGUUCUUUAGAUGAAUAUAAUAAUUUUAAAGAAAAGAAUUUAUUAUCAAAAGAAAAUUUAAAAAUAAAUGAUACUACUACUAUUAUUACUACUAGUGUAGAAAUACCUAAUGAUGAACAUAUAAAAAAAAUAUUAUUAAAAAAACCAACAAAUAAAAUUUUACGUAAAUUAAAUUAUGAUGACUUCUUUACAAAUAAAAAGAAAAAGGAUAUGAAUAAAGAAAAUAUGAAAAAAACAGAUGAAGAAAAAAUAAAAGAAGAAAUAAAACAAACACAAGAUGAAGAAGAUACUUAUCUCGAUUUAAUAGAUAAUGAAAUUAAAAAAAGAUUAAGAACCAAUUUUAAUUUAUUAGUAAAAGAAGCAAAAAUAGUUAUUAAUAAUAUUAUAAGAAACAGUUUUGUUUUUAAAAUUUUAUUUUAUUUUUUUAAAUUAAAAAAAACAUUAUUAUAUUUAUUAAAAUGUUUUGGUAUAGAACAAAUUAGAAAAGAAAAAAAGGUUUAUGUAGAAAUGAAUAUAUUAGAUGAAUUUGUUAACAAUAUGAAUGAAAAUAAGGAAAAUAUGCCUAUAGAUUUCUUAUAUGAAUUAAUACAUAGUAUAACAUAUUUUUAUAAAAAUAUGCAUGUAAAAAAAACCAGAAAAAAGAAAGAAAUAAUAAUAUAUACAUUGAAAAAGCAUUUAAAAAAUAUUAAAAGUAAUUCAAAUAUUUCUAGAACAAAAAGAAGCUUGAUUUUUCAACGAUUUUAUAAUAUUUUAUUUAAUUUGAAUUAUGCUUUAAAUAAAUAUGGUUUAAAAACAAAUGAAAAUUUAAAAAAUCAAAUAAUGAAGAAAAGUAAAAAUGUAUAUUUAAAAAUUACAAAUGUGUUUACUAUCAUAAUGAAUAUAUUAAAUUCGAAAGUAUAUAUGAAAGAUAUACAUAUUAAAAAUCUAAUGGAAAAUAAAGCAGUGUUUUCUUUAAAUACUAUAGAACAGUUUUUAUUACUACACAAAAUAAAUAAUGAAAAGGGAGGAGAAGGCACAAAUAAUGAUAAGGAAAAGAAAAGACAAACGAAAGUAAGUAAUACUCAAGGAUAUGAUAAAGAUAAUAUAAAUAAUAAAGAAAAGGGAACAAAUAAAAAUGAGGAACAACAACAACAAGAAGCAGAAGGAGGAGAAGAAGAAGAAGAAGAAGAAGAAUGUAAUUAUUUAAUUGAACAAAUUAAUAAAAUAUUUUUUAAGGUAGAUAAAAAUAAUGAACAUAUGCUAAAUGGAGUACUCCUUGAAAAUCAUGAUGAUUAUUUGGAUGAAGAAGGAAAAGUUUCUAAGAAAAAAAUGAAAAAGAAAAAAUCAUUAAAUAAUAAAGAACACGAAAAGGAUAAUGAAGAUGAUGAUGACGAUGAUGAUGACGACGAUGAUGAAGAUGACGAUGAUGAUGAUGAAGAUGACGACGAUGAUGAUGAUGAUGAUGACGACUAUGACGACGACGAUGAAGACUAUGAUGAAAAACAUGUAGAGAAUAAAAAGAAUGAACGCUCCAAUAUUAUAAUGUCUAAAGAAAAUAUGAACAAAUUAAAUAUGCAACAAAAAAAAAACACGAAUAAUCGUAGUAGUAGCAGUAAUACUAUAGAUAUGAAGAAAAAAAUAUAUGAAAAGAAUUGUAUGAAAGAAAAGGAAUAUCGUACGCAUGACCUGAUAACAAAUGAUUCUAUUAUUUAUAAGAAUAACGAAAUAUAUGAUAAAGAAAAAUAUCGUAGAAAUCAAGAAAAUAUAAAUCAUAUGUCAUCUAAUUAUAUGAAUAAAAAUAUAAAUUAUCAUCAUGAAUAUGAUAAUAUGAAGAAAAAGAAUUAUAGUAAUAAUAACAUAUAUAAUAAUAAUAGUAGUAAUAAAGUGUCUGUGGAUGAAGAGAAGAGAAAAAAUUUAGAUAACAAUACAUAUCCUUAUCCUAUGUAUGAAAAUGUAAAAGAAAUAGAAAAAAAUAAAGUACAACAAAAUUUAUUUCAUAUAAGUAAAGAAAAUAAUAAUAAUAAUAAUGAUACUACGAAUAACAAUUCAGUGUAUGAUUAUAAUAUGAGUAAUUCAAAUUAUGGGAGUAAAAUGGGAAGUAAUAAUAUAAAUGAUUCGACCAAUUAUUACAAUAUGAGAGAAAAGAAUAUAUAUAAUAUAUUAUGUAAUAAUGAUAGUAAUAAUUAUGUUCUAUUUAAUAGUAAUGAAAAAUAUUCUAUGAAUAAUAAGAUUAGUAAUUCAAUAUUGAGUAAUAUGAUAAUGAAUAAACAAGAUAAUAAUAAUGUAAAUAUUAAUCAAAAUAAUAAUAAUAUAAAUAUUAAUCAAAAUAAUAAUAAUAUAAAUAUUAAUCAAAAUAAUAAUAAUAAUAGUUAUAAUAAUAUGAAUGAAGGAGGAAGCGAAACAUUAUAUAGCAGCUUUACUAAAGAAAUUGAAAGGUUAAAAAAGGAAGUUAGGAAAUGUGAAGAAAGUUAUGAUAAAGAAAUGCUAGAAAUUCAAAAUACAAAGAAAGAAAUAAAAUAUUUAAGAGAAAAUAAUAAAAAUGAUGAAUUAAAUAAUAUAUUUUCAGAAUUAAAUUUAGAGAAUAUUUCGAAAUAUUUAUUAAGUGCAUAUGAAAAAUAUGGUUUGAAUAUAUUUAUAAAAGUUUUAGUUUAUAAAAAUGAUUUAGGACAUAUAAAUGAUCAUAAUAAAAAACAGGAUGAUGUUAAUAUGGAAUUUUUUAUUAAUAUAUCUGUUGAUAAAAUAUUUGAUUAUUUAUUAUUAAAAAAAAAUAUUAUAACUAUGGUUAAUAUUAAAAAAUUAAAAGAAAAAUUUAUACAAGGUCAAAAAAUUUAUGAAUUAGUAAAAAAUGAAACGAAUAAAAUGAUUAUAGAAAAUAUCAAAGAAUAUAAUUUUAUAUUUAUAUUAUGGAAACAUAAUAAUAUGAAUGAUUUAUAUGAAAGGAAACAAGUCAUAUUUAAUUUCUUAAUAAAAAUUAUUGAUAAAAUUAUACCGAAGUAUAUUAUUAAUGAAUAUAUUAUAAUACGUAAAAAUGAAAUAUAUGAAAUAAUGAUAAAUUCUUUAAAUAAAAAAAAUGAAUAUGAAAAAAAAAAUAAAGACAUUUCUUCAUCACAAUAUUUAGAAAAAGAAAAUACAUAUAAUAAUUUAUAUAAAAAAAUCAAAGAUGAAAAAAGGAUAGUUGAUAAUUAUUCCAUUGAAAUGCAUGGAGAAAAAAAUAUCACAAACCCAAUAUAUAUGUCCCAACGAGAAGAUAAUAGUACUGCAAAUAGUAAAAAGAAUUGUAGUAACACGAAUCAUAUCAUGAGCAUCAACCAUAACAACAUGAACAAUACAAAAAACACAAACAACCACAACAAUAAUAAUAAUAAUAAUUAUGCUGUGAAUCAUACUGCUCAUUCUACUAGUUUCUAUUAUUCACAUAAUGAAAAACCAAGUAAUGUUAAUACGGAUAAUCAAAAAGAAAUAAAGGAUGAUAAUGUUCACAUGAAAUUUCAGUCACUUCCAGAAAACAUAAGGAUUGGUGUUUUUAAAAAUGAUGUAAAUAAAUUUUAUGAGAUAUAUAAAAUGAUGAAUGCAGGAAAUGAUUUAAAUAGUUUGAUGUCUAAAAAUUCGGGGCAUAUCAAAAAUAAAGUAAAUAACGAACCUUAUUCUAAUAAUUAUAAGAGAAAUACUUUUAGUACGAAUGAUAUAAAUUUUGCUGCAUCAGCACAACAAUCUUUUAUGAACAAAAAUGUUAUAAAUAGUAUGAAUAAUAAUAUGAUGAACAGUAAUAUGGUAAGCAACAAUAAUAUGGUGAGCAACAGUAAUAUGGUGAGCAACAGUAAUAUGGUGAGCAACAAUAAUAUGGUGAGCAACAGUAAUAUGAUAAGCAGCAAUAAUAUUAUAAGCAACAAUAUGAUGAACCACAUUAUGAUGAACAACAAAAUGAAUAGUAGUAAUGUUCAUAUAGAUACCGAAAAAACAAGGACCAUGCAUAAUUUACAAGAAAAAGAUCAAUUUUUAAAUCUUCAAAAAAAUGGCUCCCAUAUAUAUUUAAGAAAUACAAAAGAUUCUAAAAACAGUGAUGUAUUUACAUUUAAAAAUAAUGUUAGAUCUCCAUCACAACAUAUAACAUUGAAUGAAGGAAAAGAAAAUGGUGUUGAUAUGAAAAAGAAAAUUGAACAAGAGGAAGAUAAAAAAAAAAUAAUAAAUAACAAUAACAAUAAUAUGAACAAUAAUAAUAACAUGAACAAUAAUAAUAACAUGUACAAUAAUAAUAAUAUGAACAAUAAUAAUAAUAUGAACAAUAAUAAUAAUAUGAACAAUAAUAAUAAUAUGAAUGAUGAGGAUCUAAUAAAAAAGGAAAUAAAUAUGAAUACGAAUGAUUAUGAAGAAAAUGAAAAAAGGUCUUCACAGAAUAAAAUAAACUAUUUUGAUAAUAUUAUUAACAAUUCUUAUAUUAAUAAUAAAAUGAACAAUUUAAUGAUAGAAAAAAAAGAAGAAUUAAAUAAUGAUAUGAUAAAUACAUUUAUAGAUAAAAGAGAAAUAAACAUACAAACAGAAAAAGUUAAAGAACAAAAUAUAAAAGAACUAUAUGAAGUAAAAGAAACAAACAAUAACAAAGGUAUUAUUCAUAUGUAUUAUGAUAAUGAAAAGGAUAUAAAUAAUAUCGCAAGCGGUAGUGGAAAUAGACAUAAUAAUAAUAAUAAUAUAGAGAGGGAUAAAAAUAAUACGAAUAAUAUAAAUAAUAAUAUUCAAACGAAUAAAACAUCAAACAAUUUUGUUAAAAGUUUUAAAAAUACCAUAUCUGAAAUGUUUUAUAAAAAAAAAUUAAAUAAAAAUAUAGAAAUAAAAGAUGAACCGAACCAAAAUAAUGAUACUAUGAUAUAUAAUAAUUUACAAGAUAUAUCAAAGAAAGUUGAUGAAUAUAAUGAAAAUAAGAAUUAUAGCCAUAACAUUGUUCAUAAUAAUGCUCUGAAAUCAAAUCAGUUGGAUAAUGAAGAGAAAAAAAAAAUUGAAAUACCUCACAAUAAUAAUAAUAAUAAUAAAAAUGAGCGUAAAGAUUUAUUGAACAAUCCUAUGAGUUUAAAUAUACAAAAUGCACAAAAUGUACAAAACACCAAUCGAUCUCAUGAAUAUCUAAUCAAUAGUAAUAUUUCCUUACCUAAUUUUGUGGAUGAAAAUACAUGUUCGAAUUUAAAAGAAAAACAAUUUGAAAGUUUUGAGAAAAAUCAAAUGGAUAUGACUAAUCCAAAUAUGAUGAUGUUUAAUAUAAUGUUAGGUAAUAACUUAGAUGGUAUUAUUCCUAAUUAUAUGGAAGAAAAACAUAAUAAAAAUAUGAACAAUAAAAAUGUGAACAAUAAAAAUGUGAACAAUAAAAAUGUGAACAAUAAAAAUGUGAACAAUAAAAAUAGUGUUAGUUUAAGUAGCAGUAUGAUAAAUAACGGAAAUGCAAAUAAUAGUCGAAUGCAUACAAAAACUAUAAAUAAUAAUAGUAGUACUUGUGUUCCUAAUAUAAAAUAUCCUAACUUUUUUAUUAAUAAAAAUAAUAUUCCAUAUACUAAUGAAAAUAACAAAAGUUUGAGUGAAUCAAACUUAAUGAAUUUAGUAUGUGAAUUAAAUAAUAUGGAGAAAGUAGAAAAUCUAUCAAUGCAAAAUAAUUUAAAUAAUAUUAAUAAUAAAAGAAGUUCUUUAUCACAAAUGAAUUUAUUAAAUAUGGAAAAUACAAAAGGAAACGAACAACAUAUGAGAACUGAUCUUCAUCAUAAUAUAAAUAAUAAUAUAUUCCUUUCAAAUAAUUUAUGUGAUAAUAAAAUAGUAAAUCAAAUGUUUUUAAAAAAAUAUUAUAAUUCAAACUUUGUACAUUAUGAUGAGCAAAAUGAAGAAAAAAAUAAAUUAGUAACUAUUCCACGGCAUAACACCACAACUACCAACAAUAAUAAUGAUAAUAAUAACAAUAGUAGUAAUAAUAUUGGUAGCAAUAAUAUUGGUAGCAAUAAUAUUGGUAGUAAUAAUAUUGGUAGUAAUAAUAUUGGUAGUAAUAAUAUUGGUAGUAAUAAUAAUAUGCACCUUUUUUAUAAUUUUAAUGGUAAUACAUCAUCAGAUAUAAAUAAUUCAUAUUGUCAACAAAAAAAAAUUAUGAGCAGCAGUGUUAUUAUGAAUAACAAAGAAAACAAUAAUUUACAUUUUUUAAAUAAUACAUAUGAUAUAAAUGGGUCAUACGCUACUAGUAGUAUAAUAAAUAACAAUAUGAAUAGAAAUAAUAGUAUUAGUGUGAACUCAAAUUAUUUAAAUAAAACGUUUAGUAUCAUGGACCCGAGAAAAAACAUAAACGAAUAUGAAGAGAAACAAAAAAUCCUUAUGAAUCGAAUAAAACAACAAAAUAUAAGUAAUACAGGUGAUAAUACGAAGAAUAGUAGCAAUAUAAGAAGUAGUAGUAAUAUAAGAAGUAGUAGUAAUAUAAAAAGUAGUAGUAAUAUAAAAAGUAGUAGUAAUAUAAAUGCAAAUAAUAAUAUAUUAUAUCAAUUAAUAGAUGAGAACAUUUUAAAAAAUACAUUAUCAAAUAAUAAUCCUUUUAAUGAAAUAAAGAAUAACACUCAAAAAACGAAUAUCGAUUUCGGUUUAAAUCAAUUAUCUAUGUACAUGCAAAAUAAUGUUACAUCUAAUUUAAAAAAUAAUACUAUAACAAAUGAAACCCAUAAUAACAAUGAUAAUAUGAAGACUAAUCAUAAUAAUAACAAUAAUAAUAAUAAUAAUGAUAGUAGUGGUUAUCCAAUAAAUUAUCUUAUUUUUCAACAAAAUCAAAACCAUUCAGAUACAAAUAAUAACAAUAAUAAUAAUAAUAAUAAUAAUAUAUACUAA